Molecule: messenger RNA, 4124 nt
Organism: Doryrhamphus excisus (bluestripe pipefish)
Lineage: Eukaryota; Metazoa; Chordata; Actinopteri; Syngnathiformes; Syngnathidae
Gene: peds1b
Product: plasmanylethanolamine desaturase 1b
Molecular function (GO): oxidoreductase activity
Source: RefSeq, a predicted model, not a curated record
AUUGGCUGCCGUCCUCAGCGUCUCGCACCCGAUUGGUCCAAAAUGUUACGAUAUCCGUGGGCUGAGAAGUUGACGUUUCCGUUGGCUCCUGACUAGGAGCAGAGAGACUGUAGGGGUUGGGCCAAAAAGUGGAGAAAUGGCGAGAAUGGUGGAAGAGAGCGGGUGUACGGAGGAAUUACAAAAGCAUGAGCAGCAGGGACCGUGUGGGAGUGCGGCGAGAUGGGGUCCACAACACGCCGGUGCCCGAGAAUUGGCCAAUUUAUAUUCACCAGGCAAAAGAUGUCAAGAGUGGAUAAGUGUUGUCCUCUGCUUCUCUCUCAUGGCCUUCAAUUUCAUUCACCUCCUUGCCAAUUUCCACUUCGGACAUUUGUGGUACAUCGUUAUGGGGAUUGCAGCAGGAAUCCUCACGGCAGACUUCGCAUCAGGCCUUGUUCACUGGGGGGCUGAUACAUGGGGAUCAGUGGAUCUCCCCAUCUUUGGAAAGGCCUUUAUACGACCCUUUAGAGAGCACCACAUUGACCCCACAGCCAUCACUCGCCAUGACUUCAUUGAGACCAAUGGCGACAACUGCAUGUUAACCAUCAUCCCUCUCAUCAACAUGGCCUUCAACUUCCACACACUCUCCCCCGCGGAGAUCUACCAUAUCUACCCGUGGUACUGCUACCUGUUUGCGCUAGGCAUCUUUGUGACCCUCACCAACCAGAUUCACAAGUGGUCCCACACGUAUUUCGGCUUGCCUGGCUGGGUGAUGCUCCUGCAGGACUUCCACGUUAUCCUUCCCCGCAAGCACCACCGCAUCCACCACGUCUCCCCGCACGAGACAUAUUUCUGCAUCACGACAGGUUGGCUCAACUACCCCCUGGAGAAGUUGGGCUUCUGGAGGAACCUGGAGGAUCUCAUCCAGGGCAUCACAGGAGAGAAGCCCAGGGCAGACGAUCUGAAAUGGGCUCAUAAAGUCAAGUAAUGGCACAGGCUAACGUCACCCUACCUCGGAAGACGCUGGCUGCGUCCAGGCUUCUCAUCCCCCCCCCCCUUUUUUUUUUCCCUCCAUGUAAUCCAUCUGAAGAAAAACUUAACAGGUUUUGAUGCCAUAGCUUUGACUCUUGCACAUUUUGUCUGCUUUUCAAGACGACUUUUUUCAUUACGCCUAACGGAGAGAUUCAUUUCAAACUGAAAUGUAUUUCUUAACUCUCAUCUCGAACAAUAAUUUUUCACUUUUUGCAAAGCGGUCAGAUCACUUUCUAAUAUUUCUUCUCACUUCAAAAAAAAAAAAAAAAUCAAACGAGGAACACAAGCCUCUGCUGUUCAUUUGGAUGAUAUUUAGCACUGGCUUACUUCAAAUAUAUCGAUUUGAUGCUCACAAAAAUUAUAUUGAAAUUUUGAUAGUGGACAGAAGUGCAAUUAGAGAGAAACAAGAAAGUUUUCUCAUUAUGGAUAGCGAAAGAACAAAUUGAUGAAUAGCCACUGUUACAUUGUUUUUUUUUUACCCUAAGCACUUUUUUUACAUGACAUUAUCAUUCUGAUGUCUAAUCAUUAUUAAUAGUCAUUUGCAGCCUUCAGCUUUAAACACACUGACAGCCAUGUUUAAUAGUGGCUUUACCAAGAUAUUGAAACAAAUAUUUAAAUAAACUUUAAGGCCAAAGUCAGUGUGGCAGAACACUUAACAAGAGGUCAAAAACCAAAGGGAAUAAACGGUCAGAUGACAUGUCAUCUUUGCUUACCUCAUCCUUUGGGGGGGGAAAAGGCCUUUUCAGAAGGUUUUGCAUUGCCACUCAUAAAAAAAUCAUAUAAUAAUAAUAAUAAUGUGGGAAAAAAAACACAUUAUUCACAAUUUUAGGUAUAAGAUGAUUCUUCUUUUCAAACAUACUUUUUAGUUUUUGUUGAUUAAAAAAAAAAAAAAAAUGAAGCUCCGUUCAGAAUAACCUCAGCAAAUAAGCAUCAACUUGAAUAUUACAAAUACAAUAUAUCAACAAUUCAACGGGAUUAUUAUUCUAGUCGUGAAGGAGUCCCAUCUGAUUGUACCUAAUAGGGUGGCCUGAGUGUUAGUGUUCUGGGUGUCAGGUUCAUAAUGUCGUCACAUGACUUUGCAAUCGGGGGAAGAGACACAUGCAGUUUUAUGAAGCUGCCUUACACCGUUCUUGUCGUUUAGCUUCACUUUGUGUGUUUAAAGUCCUGUUUGGUGUCUUGGAUUUACGUACAAACACGCUAAUGUUGACAUGAGGUCUAUUCCAUGCAUCUUUUUUUUUUUUUUAAACUAAAAGAUGUAUUGGUGUGGGCAACAUUCCUGUUUGUGUGUAGUUGUGGCAAGUGGACUGUGUGGCGUUACAAGGGCGAUGCUUGGCGAGCCAGGACUUUCUUCACUCCUUCCCCUUGCCGGUGGCAGGGUUUAUUUUUAAACGCUUUAGCGAGUAAUUUGUAAGUGUGUUGUACAGCAAAUAACUAUGCACUGUCAUAAGAGCCUCUUAACUUUUUGUCUUAACGCUGUCUGAUUAGUCAAACGCCUUUUAGUGAAGCCUUUUACAGUCUUACAAAAUUGGGAGCAGGAAAUUGAGACGCCUUUUUUUUUUUUUAAGUGUACGAGAAAAGGAAUUAACAAAGACAUAACAACAAAUAAAUGUGCGUCACCGGCUUCCCCCUUAAGUUUGUCGAACGCAGACGCUGACUAGGGAGGAAUGACUGUGCUACAUUCAACAGACCUUCAACGUUGACCCAACUGACUCAGGAAGGAACUACAGUAAACCUCGGAUAUAUCGGAAAUUCGCUCACAACGGACAGAUAAAAAAGAACCGAUUUUUCUGUAAUGCAUUUCCAAUAAAAAUUCAUUGCAUCGGAUUUUUUAUAACGGAUUUCGCCUAUUUCGGACAAAAUCUCCAGUCCCGUUCCAAUGCAUUUCCAUUAAAUUUCCCUCGCAUAUAUCGGAUGGCCGCAUCGUGGCGCUCCGAUUCGCCGAAUCGUGACAGGCCGCUAUACGACGUCAUUUGCAGCGUUUGCAGCGUUGCCUGCGCGUCCAGGUACAUUGGAAACAUAGUCAAGGAAGUGCCUUUUUAUAACGGAUAAAAUCCGAUUUACGCAUAUACCGGAUAUAAAUCCCAUAUAUGCGUAAAACUGACAUUUUCCGGUAUACGCAUAUAACGGAUUUCGCUUAUAUCGGACAAAACCAGUGGGAACAAUUGAAUCUGAUAUAUCCGAGGUUUACUGUACCUAAAUUACGUCUUCAUUCCAAGGAAAAUCCUGGCAAGCAACCAGGUUAAAAGGCUUCAUUGUUGUGCUUCUGAUAGUCUAAGUAAGUAGGCAGUUUAGGGGUAGUAACAUAUAUUAUAGGGCCGCAUUGAUCUUUUUUAUAUAUUAUGGAAUAUUUCAAUUUUUAAUCCAUUAUACUUGAUUAUAUGGAAUUUAUACACUUUCUCAAUUCUCAAUUUAAAUUAGGAUCAUUGGAAGUGGAUAAAUAAAACAACACAAUUUCUGAGAUAUUUCUAUUUAAACCUAUUUAAAUCAGCAAAACAACACAUUUCAUAGCGCUUGUAGAGUAUUGUGAGAAGCGGUUUCGUGUGGACUUGCCCGUCAAAAUGUACUGCUGCUGGUUGUUUCGAGAUGUCGCAUCAGUAUUAGGAACACAAAAUAUCAAAAGUCAAUUAGCGGAGGUUCUGUGUUAUUCGGUGCUACAACUUCGAACGACUGUUUGAUAUUCAUUGGUUUAUAAUCGUAAAAAAACUUCAGCUUCUUGUUUAAUUAAAAUGGAUGGAGCUGUGUUUAUUUUCUUGCGUUGAGUUCGGGUCCUCCCACUUGACUCGGUUAAGAAUAAUGAAUGUUAAGACGUGCUUUGUCGAGUUGAUUUGAGUUGCGAGAUAUUCUUAUUCAACUGCCUUAUCCGCUCCCUGAUUGAUUUACUGUAAAUCACGUCAGCAAAAUGUGAACACUCGAGACCGACAUUUUAAGUUGCCGUUCACCUGUCUCUCGUUUCUUCUGAGGCAAGGUCCCAUGUGGAUGUUGUGGUUGGUGAUGGACUUUCGGCUAUCACAAUAAUAUACCUUGAUGCCUUUUUGUUGUCUUCCAUUUGGGAGAUGUACAAUGUGUAUAUUAAACUGCAUUUAUAUAUAAACUAAAUAAAAUGUCAGUAAUUACAA